CCGAGUUCGCCAUUGGGUCGCGUGGACCUUGGCGGCUGCCAAAGCUUCAGGGUCUCAAUGCUGCAGGGGUCGCGGUCUAGCGCGUGGUUUUCACCAUUUUAUUGCCCCUCUCCACCGCUUCCUCCGCACUUCGACGCCGCCCUCUUGGUUUCCUACGCCUCCAAAUCCCACAAGAUGAGCACAACCGAAACCCUCACCCAGCCCGCGGUGGUCACGCAACCGAUUACUGUCGCGCAUCCCGCCAUCACCGCUGAGAACGUUCAACAACUGUUCCCCGAAGUCAACACCACAGUAAUUGGCGGCUCGCACGCUUCAGCCACCAGCGACAAUGCGCUCGACGGCUACAACGAGGAGCAGAUCCGGUUGAUGGACGAGGUUUGCAUCGUGCUGGACGAAAAUGACUUCCCGAUCGGCAGUGCGACCAAGAAGUAUGCCCAUCUCAUGGAGAACAUCAACAAGGGACUGCUCCAUCGUGCUUUCUCCGUCUUCCUUUUCGACUCUCAAAACCGAUUGCUCCUCCAGCAGCGCGCGACCGAGAAGAUCACCUUCCCCGACAUGUGGACGAACACUUGCUGCUCACACCCUUUGGGCAUUCCGGGAGAGACUGGCUCAAAUCUAGAGGAAUCGAUAGAAGGAGUGCGCCGCGCGGCGCAGCGCAAGCUGGAUCAAGAGCUCGGCAUCAAGGCGGCACAGGUGCCAAUUGACGAUUUCCGAUUCCUUACCAGAAUACACUAUGUUUCGCCAAGCGAUGGGAAAUGGGGAGAGCACGAGAUUGACUACAUCCUGUUCAUCAAAGCCGACGUCGACUUGGACAUCAACCCCAACGAGGUGCGCGACUCACGUUACGUUUCCCAGGAAGAUCUGAAGACCAUGUUCAAGGACCCCUCGCUCAAGUUUACACCGUGGUUCAAACUCAUUUGCGAGAGCAUGCUGUACGAGUGGUGGGACCACCUCGACUCCGGCCUAGAGAAGUACUUAGGCGAGCAGGAGAUUCGAAGAAUGUUGUAGUUCCGUAAAUAUACAUCAUGUCCUCAGAGCAGCGAGAGCGAUGUCUCUGACAUGGCGGUGAAGAGAGAAGCGGAAGGGGCUGAGAGCUAGCAAGUGGGGAGUUGUUCUGAUUGGAUUGGAGACGUGCGGCGGCUCCCGGUGUGCAAUGCGAAACGCAGGCAUGGCCGAGGCAGAUAACAGAUACCACUGGCGAAUUGAAUGCAUAAACAGGUCAAGUGACCAUUCCCCACG
Messenger RNA from Paraphaeosphaeria sporulosa, 1239 nucleotides. RefSeq names its product isopentenyl-diphosphate delta-isomerase. Gene Ontology annotation, molecular function: isopentenyl-diphosphate delta-isomerase activity. Lineage: Eukaryota; Fungi; Ascomycota; Dothideomycetes; Pleosporales; Didymosphaeriaceae. Bases 58 to 1008 code for a protein of 316 amino acids. The transcript is spliced from 3 exons. Gene Ontology annotation, cellular component: cytoplasm. Gene Ontology annotation, biological process: isoprenoid biosynthetic process; isopentenyl diphosphate biosynthetic process. The record is from RefSeq and is a predicted model, not a curated record.